CGUGUCAUUUCCAGCUAGUUCCUGGCUGCCAGCAGCUUAUUAGAACCUAAACUGAGUAACUGAACCAUAACCGAGUUUAAGAUACUAAUGCUGCUAGAUCUCUAACUGUUUUCUGUAGGUUGUUAGAAGUCUCUGGAGCAUAUUGAGGAGGAAAAAGUGGGCGAUCUAGUGGAUGAGUCUCCAUUUUCACCGACCGAACAUAGGUGAAUUGGAGGACAAGGGACCCCACUGUCUGGGAGCUGCUAUUUCAUUCUACCUUCUAUGCUGAUUGUGAGAAGCUGGCCUCUUAUCAUGUCAACAGAAGCUGAAACUAACAUGAGCAACCAGCCAGACCAGGCUGCUCCCUCGAAGACUACGCCAAAGAAGGAGAGGAAGAAAGUCCCAGAGAAGACAGAUGUGUUUCUGCUGUCCAGAUUCAAAGGUGAUGGCGUGCGGUAUAAAGCCAAGCUGAUUGGCGUGGAUGACGUGCCUGAUGCCAGAGGGGAUAAAAUGAGCCAAGAUUCCAUGAUGAAACUGAAGGGGAUGAGCGCUGCCUCUCGGUCGCAGGGAAAACAUAAGCAGAAAGUUUGGAUCAACAUAUCCCUGUCUGGCAUCAGAAUUAUUGAUGAAAAAACUGGGGUAAUAGAGUAUGAACAUGCAGUGAAUAAGAUUUCUUUCAUCGCACGGGAUGUGACAGACAACCGAGCCUUUGGCUACGUCUGUGGUGCUGAAGGCCAGCAUCAGUUCUUCGCUAUUAAGACUGCCCAGCAGGCAGAUCCAUUGGUUGUCGAUUUGAAGGACCUUUUCCAACUAGUUUUCAACAUGAGAAAGAAGGAACCAGAGGGCACAGACAAGUGUGAUGAACAGAUUAAUCCUUUUGGACACACAUCAUCACCACCAGAUUUACAAUCCUCCUCGGAGACUAAAGAUGUCCUGUUGUUGGAUCUUUCCACUGACAUUGACAGCAAUCAAAACUGUGUAAAGGGAGAGUGUUUGGCAGCUUCCUUUGUCCCUCAGAUAAUGCCUGAAUCAAAUCCCUCCCUCGAAAAGCCCUGCCCUCCUCAGGCUAGCUUCUUUCCCACUUCCAUGCCAGACCCCUUCAGCGAUGACCCCUUCCCAAAAAACAAAGACUAUCCCGCACAGCCUAACCCUGUGGCUCCCCCCAUGGUUUUCAACCGCAGACAAGUAAGUCUCAAUCAAUUCUGUAGCUCACCGAAUGUCAAUGGUCACCAUAAUGGUGACCCUGACUGCUUAACUCAACAGUUUGAUGAGCUAUCCAUUAGGACUGUUACCCAGGCAUCAUCUGACAGCCAGUGGCCAGUAGAGUGUGGGGUUGCAGAGGAGAUCCCAGUGAAACAGCAGAAUGGUUUACAAUACGGAUACACCCAGAAUCCUUUUCUUGAAGUAUCUGAUAAAAGCUUACCCUUGCUAAAUGUUGUGAAAAAAGAGUCAGGGGGCAUCCCUGAGCCCCCGUGUCACCCAGCCAAGGAUUCAGUGAUCAUUAGCCCUCCUCCACUCAACACAAAGGCUGGACGAGGAAGGAAAGGCAUUAAGAUCUCCACAAACAACCCAUUUGGAACAGACCAGUAUGCUUCAUCCAGUCACAGAGAAUCUGGUCCACCACAGCCAGAUAUUCAAACCAAACCUGUUGCUCACUUUAGUGGUGAUCCAGUAAACAGCAACACUGCAAUGCUAAGUUUGGGAACUUUGUCGUUGGGUGCUCCAGCUCCAAACUUACGGGCAGCUCAGUGGGGUGAAGCAGAGCCCUCCAUAUUCCCUGUUCCUGAUAGCACUUCUCAGUCCACUUCUUACCCCCAGUUUUCAGUGUUUGGUGUCUCACCAGCACCUGUGUGGGGCCAAGCACCACCAGCAUUUGGAAUCGCUGCUCCUCCGCAGCUCCUGACCUGGGGUCACACAGCUGCAAUGGCACCACCUGGUGGAUGGUUUCAGGAUUCUCAUAUGGGUAAUCCCUUCCGGCCCAACAUACUUCCAACCAGAACACACCUGUCCUCCAGUCCUACACCAGAACCUCCAUCACAGGCAACUCCAUUGAAGGGGAUGUCAAUGGUGGAAAAUGAUGCCUUCGCAGCUCUAGACCCUCUACAGCAGGAGCAGAAAAAUGGGAAGGAUAUGUUCAAAGAUUUCCAGAAAGUUAAGCCUCUGCAGGUCUCUGCUGAGAGAGGUUCCCCGUGUCCAAGCCCCCCUGCCUCAGCCCCUCUGGUCAAGCCCCCCACCCAGCCUGUUGCAACAGGCUUCUGUAGCAAGCCUUUCUCAUAAGUGAUGUCCAUCCUGCCCGUCAGCAAAAAUAAAGCCCUUGUCAUCCAGAUGUAACCAAUGAAGAUUCCAGCUGCUUCAACCCAGUCCACAAACUUAAGAUACAGAUGAUAUAAUUAAUCAAAACCUCAUGUACCAAUCAGACCAACGAAUGACCAAAGUGAAUUAACAUCACGUAUGGACCUUUAGUCAAAUCAGUGUUGAGUGGUGUUCCCCUUGUUAUUUAGUACUUAUGGAUAUGGAGAGGUGCCGGUACUCCCCUUGUUAUUCAGUACUAGCGGAUAUGGAGUGGUGCCGAUACUCCCCUUGUUAUUUAGUACUUAUGGAUAUGGAGAGGUGCCGGUACUCCCCUUGUUUUUCAGUACUUAUGGAUAUGGAGAGGUGCUGGUACUCCCCUUGUUAUUUAGUACUUAUGGAUAUGGAGAGGUGCUGGUACUCCCCUUGUUAUUCAGUACCAGGGGAUAAGGAGAGGUGCCGGUACUCCCCUUGUUAUUCAGUACCAGGGGAUAAGGAGAGGUGCCGGUACUCCCCUUGUUAUUCAGUACCAGGGGAUAAGGAGAGGUGCCAGUACUCCCCUUGUUAUUGAGUACAAGGGGAUAAGGAGAGGUGCCGGUACUCCCCUUGUUAUUGAGUACAAGGGGAUAAGGAGAGGUGCCGGUACUCCCCUUGUUAUUCAGUACCAGGGGAUAAGGAGAGGUGCCGGUACUCCCCUUGUUAUUCAGUACCAGGGGAUAAAGUGAGGUGCUGGAACUCAAGCAAAAAAAAACAGAUGUGUUGGUACUACCUAACGGUGACUACCGGGUCACUUCAAGCACUGAGUCAAAGCAAUCUGCAGAGUAAAUAAAACUAGAUCCUGCAUACAGCAGUCCCAUAAAACACACUAUAACAUGUGAUUAGUAUUGUAUGGCAUUAAAGAGGGUGUGUUGAUUGCCCGCAGAUUAUUGUGUAUACUUCACUGGGAACAACUAAUGUGUACUUUUCUCCCAUUUUAUGCAUUAUACCCAUGUUCCUUUAAGUAAUAAAGUUCUUCAUGAUGUUGUACAGUUCAAGGAAAUGAGUGAAUUGAUUGCUUAUGAUUGAAUGUUAAAGUAUAUUUUAAUUAGAAGUUGGACUUAAGGAGUGGAUGACCUAUAAUAAUGUCAAAACUAGUUAUUAAGUCUUAUGUAGUUGUUUAUUUUUUUCUAAGUAAACUGCCACAUUUAGAUGGUAUAAUCUUUUUAUAUUGUGUGUAUUGUUCAUCAGUCAAAUGACAACCUGUACUAGUUUAUAUAAAGGUCAUUUCUAUAUUUAUUAUUUAAACUAUGAUGAUACUUUCUUUUUUAGACUAAAGUCAGUAUAUUUAAGCAAAUCUCAUUUGCCUGGACAUUUGCAACACCACAUGAGGAAAAUGUUUUUUCUGGUCAAUGUGACACACCAUGUACAGUAUGAUGUCAAAACCUGGUGUAACUACUUAUAUAAGCAGUUCAACUUACGAAUUUCAUCAUAUAUUAAUAUUAAAUGAAGACAGUGUUGCAAUACAUGACUUAUUCUCUGAAUCAGGUGCCCUUUAGUCCCCCAGACUUCUUCAAAGAUUUUCAAUUGAACCCUUAAUCCCCUAUAAAAUAAUGUAUCAGUCCCUGUGACAUCAGCAUUGAGGAAAUGACAUCACCCAAGUCUUUUGAACAAAAUGCUGCAAAAAAAGUCUUUUGUUACCUAUUUUCAUUGUUUUAACGUCAGAUUGAGAUUGUAAGUUUCAACAUUUUAACUUUACUCUAUGAAUAUAUGAUAGUACACUAUUGUUUAGGAAAAAUAAACAAUAAUGUUGCAAAAGA
This is a messenger RNA of Brienomyrus brachyistius, 4064 nucleotides long. RefSeq names its product disabled homolog 2. Gene Ontology annotation, cellular component: plasma membrane. The transcript is spliced from 13 exons. NCBI's taxonomy places the organism in Eukaryota, Metazoa, Chordata, Actinopteri, Osteoglossiformes, Mormyridae. The record is from RefSeq and is a predicted model, not a curated record. Bases 262 to 2256 code for a protein of 664 amino acids. Gene Ontology annotation, biological process: receptor-mediated endocytosis; positive regulation of endocytosis; negative regulation of canonical Wnt signaling pathway.